GAGGAGGAGGAGGAAGAGGAGUGGACUCGGUAAAGGACAGAGUGCCACCAGCAGAGCUUCACACUGCUAAAGGAGCACCCAUCAUGCCCACCGUCGUGCCUAGACCCGCUGUCCGCCCGGGCGAGGCAUUCGUGGGGGAGGUGGAGGCGCUACGCCGGGAGCUGCGGGAGGUGCGGAGGAGGCAGGAGAUGGCGGAGGACGAGGCUCUGAAGCUGCGUGCGGUGCUCUCGCAGAGGGAGGCUCAGCACGAGGAGCAGCGGAGGAGCGGGGAGCGGGCGCUGCAGGAGGCGCACGGGCGCUCCUGGCAGCUGGAGGAGGCGCUGCGGGAGGUGCAGCGGAGGAUGGCGGGCUCGGAGGCGCGCGUGCGCCAGAUGCAGGCCCACCUGAUGGCCGUGCGGGAGAACCUGGUGGAGGAGCUGCGGGCACAGCUGCAGGAGGCCAAGGUUCAGCGGGAGGAGGCGCAGGGGCAGGUGGCGUGCCUCCACAGGGAGCUGAGCCUGAGCCGGAGGCACAGAGAGGAGCAGCGCGUCAGGGAGGAGCAGCUGGCCGAGGAGGUGCAGAGGUUGCGGCAGCACCUGGAGCGGGCCGAGCGGGAGAGGGCGGAGGUGGGCGCCAGGCUGGCACAUGCAGAGGCCAGUCUGAGGGACAGGGAGCUGGACACCACCAAGAAGCUGCUGUCGGACGCCAUGGGCAGGCAGAUCGUCAAGCUGCGGAAGGGCCAGGACAGCCUGGCAUAUGGCGAGACACAGAUGGCCCAGUCGGAGAUGCGGCCUGCCGGUCAGACACAGGAGGCAGGUGGCGUGGCACAGAACACCACCUCUGCACAUGAGUUCGACCAGGAGCGCACAGAGACACGUAGUGCCAUCUCUACUCAUUCUGCCCAUGAAGAUGGCACUGGGGUGAAACACACCACCUCUCUAAAAGACACACACGAGGAGGCAGGCAUGGCACAAACCAUCACUUCUUUCCACGCCACGCAGAGUGAGGCCGCCGAAGUCCCAGGCAGCACCUCUCUGCCUCCGCCAGCGCUCCAGGGCACCCAGUCCUCAGUUGAGCCCCAGGACCCUGCAUCCAUCAGACCCCCUCCUCCGGAAGAUUACGUCCCUCGUGUGGAGCACUUGGCCCUGACAAGCUCCCUGACCACCACGCUGGAGCAGGCUGAGAUGCGGGCGGAGGAGGCCCUGAGGCAGUACCAGGGGGUGCGGGAGGAGGCCGACUGCCUGCUGAAGGAGCUGCAGCAGCAGAGGGCUGAGCUGGACACCUUCCAGGAGGCACUGAAGACUCGCUUCAUCCCGCUGGACGCGCUCGAGGAGAAGGAGAAGGAGCUCGCCCAGCUCAGGGAGGUGCUUCAGGAGAGAGAGCAGACCACGCUGAAGGAGAAGGAGAAAGAGAAGGCUUUGUUCGAGGAGAAGGAGAAGGAGCUCGCCCAGCUCAGGGAGGUGCUGCAGGAGAAAGAGCAGACCAUGAUGAAGGAGAAAGAAAAGGAGGCGACUGUGCUCCGUGAGCAGGAGAAGGAGCUCACCCAACUCCGGCUAACCUUGCAGGAGAAGGAGCGGGCUGCACAGGAAGGGAGGGAGAGGGAGCUCACCGUACUUAGUGAGAAGGACAAUGAGCUGACACAGCUGAGACUCACCCUGCAACAGAGGGAGCAGGCCAUGCUAGAGGAGGGCAAGGGGAGCAAGGCAGCUCUGGAGGAGAAAGAGAAGGAGCUGGCCCAACUCCGGCUAACUUUACAAGCCAGAGAGCAGGCCAUGCAGGGGGAGAGGAGCGAGAGCCAGGCUGCUGUGGAGGAGAAAGAGAGGAAGCUGACCGAGCUCAGAGGUGUCCUGCAGGAGAGGGAGAAGGCGGUCAUGAAGGAGGAGAUACAAGAGAGGGUUGCUCUGGAGGAGAAGGAGAAUGAGGUGAGCCAACUCAGGCUAACUCUGCAAGAGAGGGAGCAGGCCAUGCUGGAGCAGAAGAAGAGAGAGCUGAAUGAACUCAGUGGCGUUCUACAGGAGAGAGAGUCGACUGUCAUAAAGGAGAAGGAGAGAGUGCAAGCUGCACUGGAAGAGAAGGAGAGGGAGCUAGCCCAAAUCAGGGCGUCUCUUCAGGAGAGAGAACAGGCUGACGUGGAGAAGGAGAAGGCGCUAGCUCAUCUCAAGAAAUCUCUUCAGGAGAGAGAGAUAGACUGCAAUGAGAAGGAGAAGGAGCUAGCUCAACUCAAGAAAUCUCUUCAGGACAGAGAGGGGGUUGCUGUGAAGAAUGAGAAGGAGCUAGCUCAGCUCAGGGGAGUUCUUCAGGAGAGAGAGAAGACUGCCAUGGAGAAGGAGAAGGAACUAGCUCAACUCAAGGCAUCUCUUCAGAAGAGAGAACAGGCUGACGUGGAGAGGGAGAAGGCCCUAGCUCAUCUCAAGAAAUCUCUUCAGGAGAUAGAGAAGGCUGCCAUGGAGAAGGAGAAGGAACUGGCUCAACUCAGGGCAUCGCUUCAGGGGAGAGGGAAGAUUGCCGUGGAAAAUGAGAAGGAGCUUGCUCAUCUCAAGUUGUCUCUUAAGGAGAGAGAAACGGUUUCCGUGGAAAAGGAGAGGGAACUAGCUCAACUCAGGGCAUCUCUUCAGGAGAGAGAAAAGGCUGCUGUGGAGAGCGAGAAGGAGCUGGCUCGGCUCAGGGGAGUUCUUCAGGAGAGACAGGAGGAUUCUCUGGGGAAAGAGAAGGAGCUGGAUCAACUCCGGCUAGCACUACAAGAGAGAGAGACAGACUCCCAUGAGAAGAAGAGGGAACUGGACCAACUCAGGCUAGCACUACAGGAGACAGAGAUGGACUUCCAUGAGAAGGAGAGGGAACUGGACCAACUCAGGCUGACUUUGCAGGAGGGAGGAGGAAGAGGAGGAAAGGUGGGAGAUGAAGAGCAAGAGGAGCAGGGAGAGAAACGUGAUGCUCCUCUUCCUGGCUGUCACGUGACAGAGACUCUGGAGACCUCAGACAGCAUCCAGUAUCAGCAGAGCCUCUGGCAAAAGGGCACGCAUGACAAACACAAUCAGGAGGAAGGUGAGGGAGCCAGGCUGGUUGCCCAAGGCUGCCUGUCCCCGAGGGCCGAAGCUGGGGGUGCAGCUGGACGUCUGGAGCUGCACGGUGGCCUGGCUGGUGACGGAGAGGCCGAGGCAGCCGCUGGCAGCCUCCAGACCCAGAUCAACAGCCUGAAGCAGCAGCUGGAGGAGUCGGAGAGCAGACACAGAGAUGUCCUCUCCAUGUAUCGGGCUCGCCUGCUGGAAGCAGCUCAGGGCUACAUGGAUGAGGAGGCUCGAGCGGCCUUGCUACAGAUAGCGGUGAUAAGGCGAGAGUGUGUGUAUUGACCCUGAAGGACCCCGAGCGCCUACGGACUGGAGGACUGAUGGAUAGGCCUCAGCACUGAACGUGUGAUGAACAUCAAUAGCACCAAGUCAUCUGAGGACUUGCAGAAAAUAUGUGUGUGAGGGAGGGAGGGUGAGAUGGGAUCGGAUCCCUGAGAGGAUGUGUAUGUGUGUGUAUGUGUGUGUGUGUGUGUGUGUGUGUGUGUCUGUGUGUCUGUCUGUCUGUGUGUCUGUCUGUCUGUCUCUGUGUGUGUGUGUGUGUGUGUGUGUCUGUCUCUGUGUGUGUGUGUGUGUGUGUGUGUGUGUGUGUGUCUGUGUGUGUGUGUGUGUUUGUGAGCCACCUGUAUUGUAUACAGAUUAGAUACUGCAAGGUACAGAGGUGGCCAGAGGUGGCUGCCGUCAUAGUGACGGGGUCACUCAAACUGUUAACCUGCUGCUGUGAAGACCCAAAGAAAUAGAAGGACUUUUUCAUCCAUGUACAUUACUUCAGUAUAUAGUACUUCUCUUAAAAGUGUCUUUCUGAAAGGUUAUAGAAUGGACUAUUUUUCUGCUUUCUCAUUCUUUUCUCUAUAUACAAUACAAAUUAAAUAAAUUCAAAAUAAAAAGA
Molecule: messenger RNA, 3933 nt
Organism: Sardina pilchardus (European sardine)
Lineage: Eukaryota; Metazoa; Chordata; Actinopteri; Clupeiformes; Clupeidae
Gene: uacaa
Product: uveal autoantigen with coiled-coil domains and ankyrin repeats a
Exons: 5
Coding region: 84-3329 (1081 amino acids)
Source: RefSeq, a predicted model, not a curated record